This is a messenger RNA of Trematosphaeria pertusa, 585 nucleotides long. RefSeq lists its product as uncharacterized. The transcript has a single exon. The record is from RefSeq and is a predicted model, not a curated record. Lineage: Eukaryota; Fungi; Ascomycota; Dothideomycetes; Pleosporales; Trematosphaeriaceae. The coding region runs from base 1 to 585 and encodes 194 amino acids.
AUGUUAGUCAAUCUCUUGUGCGAGCAGUCUCUGAUGCGAAUAUGGCUGAAAUAUAUCCUCCUCGAUCUGAUACACGCCGUGCCAGGCUUUCCCUCCCUACGUUCGCUACCCUCAAAGCGCGGUACAGCGAUUUACUCCGAUAACAUUGACCCUGCACGGAACAAGCCUCUACUCGAUGCUGUCCUCAAUAGCGAGCCCGUGAAGUCAUCUGGGAUUGGGCCUACGACGCGUCCAACAAACACUAUGGCUGUGCAAUACGAGCAGUACCGCAAACUCGACCGAACCCCGCAAAUAUGUAGACAAUACACUGAAGGAGGACGUGGGAGUUCCUGGCUUUUGCGAAGCCUUGGAAAAAUCGCAGGUCUCGAGCCGGUAGCACAGGCCGUGUUCGAAAGGUGCACAGCCGGGAUAGUCCGCUCUACCGGGAGGAGAGCGGCUGGAGGAGUAAGGGAGGGGGAUGCCUUGAGCCGGUUCGCACGGCUUGUGGGCCUCGACGUCCAUGAAGAUGGGUUGCAGUUCGGGUCCCAGAACCGGCUGAACCUCUUCUACGCAUCAAUGAAUACACAGUACUUUAUUGCCGUCUAA